AUGCACUUCUCCGCCUUCUUUGUCGUCCUCAGCGCUUUGGUGAUCACUUCUCUGGCCAUGCCUGCACCCGAAACAACUGCAGAAGCACUACCAGUGCCAGCGACGAUGGCAGUCGCCGCCGAGAUACCCUAUCAAACCGCCGGCCCAUUUGCGGGUACCUUGCCCCCAAACUUUGCUAAGAUAUGGGUCUUCACUGGCCUCGAAUGCGGGAUCAGAGACGGCCCUUCCUACAACAUGUUUUUCUGGUCUGGUGAUGAUCGCUGCAUACCAUUUCGGAACGUCGGGUCCAUAAUCGCGUGGUACAAAUCUUCAAUCGGCCCUGAAGGCAUCUGCGCAGCCAAGGCACACAGUGUUCCUGAUCCUAUCCAUGCAGACGGCGCACUGUGUCCUGUAGAACUCGGUGUUCUUGACAAAGGAAGCCCUGCAGGUGGUGACGCAGCCCCACUGCUCUCUGACUGGGCGUUCGUGCCAAACGAUACGGUUGCCAUCGUCGCUGGCGAUCGUGAACGUGGCUAA
Messenger RNA from Alternaria burnsii, 516 nucleotides. RefSeq lists its product as uncharacterized. Lineage: Eukaryota; Fungi; Ascomycota; Dothideomycetes; Pleosporales; Pleosporaceae. The record is from RefSeq and is a predicted model, not a curated record. The coding region runs from base 1 to 516 and encodes 171 amino acids. The transcript has 2 exons.